AUGGGGAAGCGAUGGCGAGCGGAGGAUGCCUGGCUUGGGAGGGUCAGUCUAGGGCGUCGCUCAGUGUGGAGAGGGGUGCUCGGCGUGGCUGAGGGAGAGGGCAGCCGCCGCCGCCGUGGGAGGCGGGACCUCCAGGCUGAUGCGGGGAUGAGGAUCCCCGUGGGGAUUAAAUCCCCGAGCGGGGACAGGGAUGGGAAAGAAGUGCUCCCCGUGAGCCUUCACGGGGACGGGGACGGGGACGGGGACGAGAGAAAUUUGCCUCUACGGGGGCGGGGAUGGGGCAGUAACCCCGACGGUGAAUUUUCCGUUGACAUUUCGAGUGGUGCAUUCACGGGACUGACAGCGCGCAGUGGCUGCUCAUUCAACUACUUCAUGCCUCCAACUAGACGCCUUGUCACCACCAACCAUCAGACUUAUGAAUCCACUACACUCAGAUCUGAAACAAGCAAGGGUAGAAGCAUGAGUGUGGUGACCGGGGCGCUGGGAAGCCUCGCCCCCAAGCUUGCGAAGCUGCUCCAUGACGAGUAUAAGCUCCAGAAGGGCGUGAAGGAGCAAGUGAAGUCGCUCUCCCGCGAGUUGGACAGCAUCUACGCUUUCCUCCACAAGGUCUCGGAUGUGCCAUGGGACCAGCUCGACGAGCAGGUCAAGUUGUGGGCGCGCGAGGUCAGGGAGGCAUCCUACGACAUGGAGGAUGUCCUCGACACCUUCCUCGUUCGCGUCGACGGCGUAAAGAACUCCGACUCCAGCAGCCUCAUGACGAAGCUGGGUGAGCUGUUCAGCAAGGCCAAGGCUCGCCGUGAUAUUGCAGCAAAGAUCAUGGACAUAACAAAGCAUCUCGAGGAGGAUCAUGAUGCCUCCAAUAAGAAGAUGAAGAUGGUUUCAGUUGUGGGAGUUGGAGGAUUGGGUAAAACCACUCUUGCCAAAGCGGUGUAUGACAAGCUUAAACCACAAUACGACUGCGGGGCUUUCAUUUCAAUUGGUCGGGAUCAUGACUUGGUAAAAGUUUUCAAGGAUAUUCUCUUUCAUCUUGAUAGUGAAAACCAUAAGGACAUUCACAACACUGAGAGAGGCGUCGAGCUCCUCAUUCACCAACUCCGAGAAUUCCUGAAGGAAAAGAGGUAUUUUAUUGUUAUUGAUGAUGUAUGGGAGGUACGCACCUGGGAAGCAAUCGAACUCGCACUUGUUGAGAAUAAUCGUGGAAGUAAAGUAAUCACAACUACUCGAAAUGUUGAUGUUGCCAAAGCAUCUGGUGAGGUUUACAAGCUGAAACAACUUUCCUAUGAUGACUCCAUGAAAUUAUUUUAUACAAGGUUAUCCAGAGCAGACCGAAAGUUCGUUGAUAACCAUCCAGAUGACAUUUCUGAGAAAAUUCUAAAGAAAUGUGCUGGUAUACCGUUAGCAAUCAUCACAAUGGCUAGUUUGUUGGCUGGUAAACCAGAAUGCGAAUGGUCAAUGGUCUACAACUCUAUUGGUUUUCAUACUACAGAUAACAGGGAAGCUGAAGAUACUAUGACAAUACUUUCAUUUAGCUACUAUGAUCUGCCUCCACAUUUGAGGACAUGCUUACUAUAUCUAAGUACAUAUCCAGAAGAUUAUGAGAUCGAAAAGGAUUCUUUGAUAUGGAAGUGGAUAGCUGAAGGAUUUAUUGAUGGGAAACAGGGAACAAGAUUAUUUGAGCUUGGAGAAAGAUACUUCAAUGAUCUCAUUAAUAGAAGCUUGAUCCAGCCAGUGGAGAAUGAGUGGAAUGGCAGAGUAGAAAGCUGUCGUGUUCAUGAUAUGGUUCUUGAUCUAAUGCGUAAGCUUUCAUCUGAUGAAAACUUUAUUGCUAUAUUAGGUGAUAAUGUUGAAGCAACACCUGCACCAAGCAGUGUCCGUCGGUUAGCCAACCAAAACAGAAUAGCUGAGCACAUUAAUUCUGAAUCAAUGGUUACUGGGAUGCCAAAAGUGAGGUCAUAUACCGCAUUCAAGUGUUUUAUUGAUAGCCGAGACCAGUUUUUGAGAUUUAAACUUUUGCGCAUGUUGGACAUAGUAGACUGCAGCGUUGAGAAAGGUUGCCACCUUAAGCAUCUUGGUGAUUUACUUCACUUGAGGUACCUUAGGAUAAGAUUCAACGGUAGUUCCCCUGAGCUCCCCAUACAACUAGGGAAUCUAAAGUUACUGCAAACACUCGAUGUGCAGGGAACAUUACAGCAAACACUCGAUGUGCAGGGAACAUUGCCAGCAAGCAUUGUGCACCUAACAGAGCUGGUCCGGCUAUGUGCUGACAAAAAGGUACCGGUUGGGAUUGGGAAGCUGGUUUCCCUGGAGGAGCUAAGAAUAUUUAUUGGUUGCAGAGAUAAGCCCAAGAGAUUUUUCAAGGAGCUUGCCAGCCUGCGAGAACUGAGGCUGCUUAAAUUUAGCACUUAUGAUGGGGCGGACGAGAGCAUGCAGAGAGAUUUUGUGGAGUCUCUAAGCAAUAUGCAAAAGAUUGAGUAUAUAAUUGUGUACGAUUCACCUUGGCUUGCGGAUACAGCCAUGUGGGAAGCAGCAGGCUUUGUGCUCCCACGACCUCUCCAUUAUUUGGGAUGGCAUGCAAUUAGAUUGUCCAAAUUGCCGUCAUGCAUUAAUCCCAAAAGUCUUCCCAACCUGGCCCACUUGGAGCUGUUUGUGACUACUAUGGAUGAGCAGGAUCUGAAACUCCUUGCUAGGUUGCCGGCGCUCUGUUAUCUCGACCUGAUAACAAAGUCCACCGUAACAGCAAGCAAUAUUAACUCCAGUGAUGGCUGCUUCUUCCAGAAGUUGACGCACUUUGCGACCAAUGCAAUGGUCCUGUUUGAGCAGCCCGACGAGGAGGACACUAGCGUUUCAUUGCAUAUGUGGAAUGGAGAGGAUGCUAUGCCCUUUGCCUCUAGAAAAAAACAAUGA
Miscanthus lutarioriparius is the source of this 2904-nucleotide messenger RNA. The record is from the annotation of a GenBank genome assembly. Lineage: Eukaryota; Viridiplantae; Streptophyta; Magnoliopsida; Poales; Poaceae.